Lactuca saligna is the source of this 2316-nucleotide messenger RNA. Lineage: Eukaryota; Viridiplantae; Streptophyta; Magnoliopsida; Asterales; Asteraceae. The record is from the annotation of a GenBank genome assembly.
ACCCAAUAAGCAUCCUUAUCUCGUUAGAAUAAACACAUUAUAAAAACGCCAAAGCUCAAAAAAGCAAGGGCAAGAAUGUCUUUUCAGAAUCCUUACCCUGGGUCCUCACUAACUCAGCCCCGGUCGUGUACAGUCUUCAAUAACUAUAGUUUAAUAACUCUCAACUCAAGUCACAGCCUGUCACGUUAUCUCCGUCACAAACCAUCAUUGGACAUCCGCGUAUACUUAUCGUUGGAUCCUGGUCGAUCAGUGAUUUAACACAUAUCCAUCCGCCGUUGCUUUAUCAUCAACGACACAAAUUAGAAGAGGGGAAAAUGUAUUAUUGAGAGAGAGGGAGCUUGGGUGUGUGUUCGGAGGCAAAAGGAACGGUUUGGUCACUUCAGUUUUCCGAAAUUCUCCUUCCCCAUUUUAGAGAGAGAAAGUGUGAGAAGAAGAGAGAGAAAAUAAAAUCCCAAUCUGUGAAUGAAGCGAUUUGGUGUUGUUCAUGAUGAUGAGAACGAUGAUGCUCGUUAAUGGAUGAAUGAAUCUGAAACAGGCACCGUCUUUGUUUUUGUUUUUGUUUUCAUUUUUGUUUGUUGAUGGAAUUAACUGAGGAUUUCGAGGUUGCGAUCUUGGAGAAAUAAUAAUUGGACGAACGAUCGGAUGAUGCUGUUGUUGAUUUGAUUUUACUUUGGAUUCAGUUGAUUGAUUUAUCGUUUAAUUAAUCUGAAAAGAAAAAGAAGAGGAGAAGAAGAAGAGAUGAACGGUGGCGAUGGAGGAGAUGUUGCGGCAGCUCCCGAGGGUCCACCACCUCCGCUUGACUGGAAAUUCUCUCAGGUAUUUGGUGAACGCACCGCCGGUGAAGAAGUUCAGGAAGUUGAUAUCAUAUCGGCGAUUGAGUUUGAUAAAAGUGGUGACCAUCUUGCUACUGGUGAUCGUGGGGGAAGGGUAGUAUUAUUUGAGAGAACUGAUAAAAAGGAGCAUGGUGGAAAUAGAAAGGACUUAGAAAAGACUGAUUACCCAAUCAGCAGGCAUCCUGAAUUCCGCUACAAAACUGAGUUCCAGAGCCAUGAACCAGAGUUUGAUUAUUUAAAAAGUUUGGAGAUUGAAGAGAAAAUUAACAAAAUCAGAUGGUGCCAAACAUCCAAUGGUGCACUCUUUCUUCUGUCUUCUAAUGAUAAAACCAUUAAAUUCUGGAAGGUCCAAGAGAAGAAGAUCAAGAAAGUUGCUGAGAUGAGCAUGGAUACUUCCAAUUCCAAAGCCACUGGAAAUGGCAAUGUUGGUAGUUCAACUGUUACUUCCAACCCUAAGCUGCAUCUUGCAAAUGGUGGAUGCACUGACAAAGACAAAUCUUACACUAGUUUAAGCAAUGCAUUAUCAUUUCCUUCAGGGAGCAUUCCAUCACUUCGUUUACCUGUGGUAGUAACUAGCAAUGAGACCAACCUUGUUGCAAGAUGUAGAAGAGUGUAUGCCCAUGCACAUGACUAUCAUAUCAACUCUAUCUCAAAUAACAGUGAUGGUGAGACAUUUAUCUCUGCGGACGAUCUUCGGAUAAACCUUUGGAAUUUGGAAGUCAGCAAUCAGAGUUUCAACAUCGUGGAUGUCAAGCCUGCAAACAUGGAAGACCUCACCGAGGUGAUUACAUCGGCUGAGUUUCAUCCUAACCAUUGUCAUACACUAGCAUAUAGUAGUUCCAAAGGAUCUAUUCGCCUUAUUGACUUACGUCAGUCUGCUCUAUGCGAUAAACAUUCUAAAUUGUUUGAGGAACAUGAAGCACCUGGUUCAAGGUCAUUCUUCACUGAGAUAAUAGCCUCUAUUUCAGAUAUAAAAUUUGGAAGAGAUGGAAGAUAUAUUCUAAGUCGUGAUUACAUGACCCUUAAGUUAUGGGACAUCAACAUGGACUCUGGUCCAGUUUCAACAUUUCAGGUCCAUGAACAUUUAAGACCUAAGCUAUGUGAUUUAUAUGAAAACGAUUCUAUUUUCGAUAAAUUUGAAUGCUGUCUGAGUGGUGAUAGCAAGCGUGUAGCAACUGGUUCUUACAGCAACUUAUUCCGUGUGUUUGGGUGCAAUCCGGGCAGCACUGAAGCAACCACCCUUGAAGCUAGCAAGAACCCAAUGAGGAGACAAGUGCAGACCCCCUCAAGGCCUUCCAGAUCCCUAAGCAGCAUAACCCGGGCAGUUAGACGAGGAGGAGAGAGCAACACCCCGGGAGUGGGAGUUGAUGCAAACGGAAAUUCAUUUGACUUCACAACAAAGUUGCUCCAUCUGGCAUGGCAUCCAACUGAAAACUCAAUCGCCUGUGCUGCUGCAAACAGCUUGUACAUGUAUUACGCAUGA